Molecule: messenger RNA, 774 nt
Organism: Centrocercus urophasianus (Greater sage-grouse)
Lineage: Eukaryota; Metazoa; Chordata; Aves; Galliformes; Phasianidae
Gene: C1QL2
Product: complement C1q like 2
Exons: 3
Molecular function (GO): protein binding
Source: RefSeq, a predicted model, not a curated record
AUGGCCGUCGCUCUGCUCGUCGCCGUACCCCUGCUGCUGCUGCAGGCGCCCGCCGAGAGCGGUGCCCACUACGAGAUGAUGGGCACCUGCCGCAUGAUCUGCGACCCCUACGGGCAGCCCCGGCUUCCCCGCAUCCCCCCUCCGCGCUUCGCGGCGGGAGGCUAGGGGGAACCGGGCCGGCCGGGCAAGCCGGGACCCCGCGGCCCCCCCGGGGAGCCGGGCCCGCCGGGCCCUCGGGGGCCUCCGGGGGAGCGGGGGGAUGCGGGGAAGCCGGGGCUGCCCGGGCUGCCGCUGGCGGGGACGGGCGGCGGCGGCAGCGGCGGAGGAGCGGCGGCGGGCGGCGAGGCGGCGGGCGGGCUGAGCGCUGCCUUCGGGGGGCCGCGCAUCGCCUUCUACGUGGGGCUGAAGAGUCCCCACGAGGGCUACGAGGUGCUCAAGUUCGACGACGUGGUGACCAACCUGGGCAAUCACUACGAGCCGGCCAGCGGCAAGUUCACCUGCCAGGUGCGCGGCAUCUACUUCUUCACCUACCACAUCCUUAUGCGGGGCGGCGACGGCACCAGCAUGUGGGCCGACCUCUGCAAGAACGGGCAGGUGCGGGCCAGCGCCAUCGCGCAGGACGCCGACCAGAACUACGACUACGCCAGCAACAGCGUGGUGCUGCACCUGGACUCCGGCGACGAGGUGUACGUCAAGCUGGACGGAGGCAAGGCGCACGGGGGCAACAACAAUAAGUACAGCACUUUCUCUGGCUUUCUUUUAUACCCCGAUUAA